Messenger RNA from Juglans regia (Persian walnut), 873 nucleotides. RefSeq lists its product as uncharacterized. The coding region runs from base 147 to 620 and encodes 157 amino acids. The record is from RefSeq and is a predicted model, not a curated record. The transcript has a single exon. NCBI's taxonomy places the organism in Eukaryota, Viridiplantae, Streptophyta, Magnoliopsida, Fagales, Juglandaceae.
ACAUAUCCAGUGUCCUCAUGAUCCACCCUAUCAAUCAUCAUCAACCUUUCGAGUUGUAAACCGUCACCCGUUACUCGACUCUGACCGCCGUUAAGAUAUAUAUUAUAAUCCAAGCCUAACCAAGCAUUUAUCAGCUGAUCAGAGAAAUGAAGCCCGUUGACGAUAAGAAGGAAACGGUGACGAUCAAAGCCAGCCGCAACGAGGAAGGCCGAAAGAGGGUACUGGAGAAGACGGAGGCGAACACCCACAACAUAGACACCCUCAAGUACAUAGAGAAGAAGCUCAUAGACAAGGGCGCGCAGCGCAUGGACCGCCACCCUGUAGACGGCAUCGGCGGCAGAGCCAAGCCACCGCCCAAGUCUGGCCACGGCGGUAAGUACACAUGGGAGGGCCCGAGCGACCUGGUCCAGGCCGAGUUGGAGGAGGUACCGCCGGCAAUAGACAAGAAGGACCCCAAUUACGUGGAUGAGGAGGUGGAGGAGAGGAUUUUGAGGGGAGAGGACAGCGACGUAGCGGGCUUGGUUGUGGGCAGCGUGGAGGUGCCGAAGGCUGCUGAGGCAAGAGAGGGGGUUGCUAGGGUUGAGGUUGAUCCUCAACUAAUGUCUGAUGCUGUGGCUUAAUUUGCACGUUUAAGCAGUUUCUCUAGCUAGCUUGUUGAACAUGAUAAAUGGGUUGCCAAGGAACGGGAUCCUCGAUGUUCAAAGUAUGUGUUAAUCUCGUGUUAAAUUCUAAUAAGUUUUUCAUCUUUCAAUCAGGCUUCGGCACCUCCACCCUGCUCGUGUUACACUAAUUAUCAUCGCUCUCUCUCUCUCUCUAAUUAGGGUUUCCUGUUUAAUUUAAGAGAGUUUAUCGGUGUCUGAUCGUUUUAUCUCA